UUUAAAUUGCAAAUUAAAAAUAAUUACUAAUAUAUAUUAUAUUGACAUAGUCUUUUUUUUUCUCAAAUAUUAUUUUGGUCGAUCAAAAUGUGUUGUUACAAUUUCCCGAAUCGGUACGACGGCGGGGUGAGUGUCGAUUGAUAUUGGACGAGAGUGACACCGGUACGUAUAUAUAUUCGUGUUUAAUUUUUUCCGCCCGUUUCUCGAGAUCGUGCUUACGCGCGAUAAACGAUAUCGAUCAAUCACGUCGUACCACACCGCCAAGCUGGACGCUUCGUUUGCGAUUCCGAUGCGGCACAAGAACGGGUUGAUCGCUGGCGCCGGUAAGCGGCUGGCCAAGCGGUCCAUCAUCGGGACGCGCGUCUGCGCGCCGUCCGGUGACGACGGCAAGCUUUGUGCCGGAAUCAUAGCCGCGGUCAAGACGGCCGCGGACGGCUCCGAGACAGGGUAUUCAAUUAGGUUCGACGACGGGACCGGCGGCGGUCGCGAGUACCGGGCCACCGAACUGGUCGGCCCCGGUUUCCAGACGCUGUCCGACCUCCGGCUGAUGGCCGGUCAGCGGGUGUACAUUACGUUCAACGGUCGUGAGAUAUCUGGUGACGUGGUCGUCCAUAGACCGGACACUGAGGAAGUCCGCGUCUCCAUCAUGCCGCACGGGCACGAGGGAUCCAUUGAAGUAAUAAAGAAAUUGGAUGACGUUCGCGUUUUAGAGUCCAGGAAAUCAGCUCGGUUAAUGGACCAGGAUACAGAUUUCGCUAGGUUGGCAGACAUGUCGGACAGGAAACGUAGUUCAUCCUCUCAGAAUGUUGUUGAAAUCAGCGGGUCCCGAAAACGUCGGCCCAGUAGUAGCCAAGAUCAGGAUGAAUCCCGUGAAGAGGAAAUGAAAGACGAAGACGACGAUAAUGAACCAAAAGAGGAAGAAAUGACAGAAUGCACUGCGGCCUUGGUGUUGAUGAGUUUAUCAUGCAGUCCCCACUCGCCGUCCAUACAAGGACGCAUUACGCGCUGCCAACAACCCGAGUCACUGUCCACCAGCCCGUCCACAUCCAGCGAAGGAGCUUUUUCGUGUCGUAGCUCGCCGUCACCACCGCUUAGCGAGUCCAGCUCCUCGGCCGCUUGGAGCGGACGCGGCCUGCCGUCGGUCGUCGAUGAAGGCAUCGGUUUAACUGAUGACGAUUUCGAAGACGUGCCCAAGCGAAAGAAGUCGGAUUGCCGUACAGUUUUUCAAUGCACUUGGCCCGGAUGCGUUAUGAUCACCACUACUGUGGCUUCCAUCGAAUUACACGUCCGCCAGAAUCACCUUGGACCGAGGCUUGACAAAUCUCUUUCGGAUGAUUGUACGAAUGAUUCGAUUGACGACCACGAAGAGGAAUUCUAUUACACGGAAGUGGAACUUGGCGCAGCUUCAUCACCGCCCACGCUGUCGCAUCGGGAUAUGGCCCGUCCGCCGCACGAAGGUAAAGGAUGCGCGCCCAAUAAGAUGAUCAUUAUUUAUCCCGAAUAUCAGAAAACGUUGAUCAUACCUCGUCCAGGAAGCGCUUGCCCAGUGAACAUACCCAGCACGCCUGGCAACACCGUCAUCAACUGGCCGUUCACAUCUCUUAACGGACAGAAACAGAUCAAAAUGAUGUAUCAGAACUUGGGUGGCCCAAGGUUCCCGAAUAGCCCUAUAAGAAAAGCGCGUGGUGAAACGAAGAAGUGUCGUAAGGUAUAUGGUAUGGAACACCGAGAAAAAUGGUGUACGCAAUGCAAAUGGAAGAAAGCUUGCACAAGAUUUGUCGGGUCUCUCGAAAACGCACAAUUGGCGUAAUGAAAACGAUACACCAGGUACCGCCGAUACCGACAAUCUGCACCAAUUUACGCUAACUGCCAAAAUUAAAAUGUUUUUCCUUUUAUUUUAUUUAUUUAAUAUUAUUAUGUUUUUUUUUUUUAUAUAUUAUUAUAUUUUUAUCAAAUGCUAAGACACAAUAGUGUUUUUAUAUAUUUUUUUUUCUAUAUCAACUUUCAUCGAGAUUUGUACCCAGUUUUAUGUAUAAACAAAUUUCUAUUUAAUGUUUAGUAAAAUAAGUUGUACAAAUAUACCUAGGUAUAUAAUAAUCAUAAUAAUAAUAAUUAUUAUUAUUCUACCAAGUUAAAAUCAUACAUACAUUAAGGUAUCUUAUACCUACGACUUAAUACUUAAAAUUUUGUAAUGUUUCAGUACUUGGGAAAAAGUUCCUAGGAAAAGUACUUUAUUCAUUCAUAAGUCCAUUAUUGCAUUGAUGUGAAUGACUGUUAUUGAAAUGAUAAUUUUUAUUUAUCUACCAGACAAAAAGCCAUAUUUAUAAAUUUAUAAAAGACAAAGUAUUAGUUUUUAAUAAUCGAAAACCACAAGAUAAUGUCCUAAAAAAAGCAAUAAUUUUUAAUGAUAAAUUAUAUUUAUAGUUAUGGUUAGACUUAAUAUUUUUACAUUUUAAAUGC
Molecule: messenger RNA, 2460 nt
Organism: Melanaphis sacchari
Lineage: Eukaryota; Metazoa; Arthropoda; Insecta; Hemiptera; Aphididae
Gene: Glut4EF
Product: zinc finger protein 395
Exons: 8
Coding region: 290-1810 (506 amino acids)
Biological process (GO): regulation of transcription by RNA polymerase II
Cellular component (GO): nucleus
Molecular function (GO): RNA polymerase II cis-regulatory region sequence-specific DNA binding; DNA-binding transcription factor activity
Source: RefSeq, a predicted model, not a curated record